Thlaspi arvense is the source of this 1638-nucleotide messenger RNA. NCBI's taxonomy places the organism in Eukaryota, Viridiplantae, Streptophyta, Magnoliopsida, Brassicales, Brassicaceae. The record is from the annotation of a GenBank genome assembly.
AUGUCUGAUAACGAAGAAAACGGCGCCGCCGAUUAUGGAUUUCACUCCGGAGAUGCUGCUGGACGCGGCGGCGAGAUCGACGAUCACCGAAACUCAAAAUCCCAGAUGGAAAUGCUUGACAAUGAGAGGGAUUCCUCUAGAAGUAAAGAAGGAGAUAGAGUGAAGGGGCGAGAUAAAGAGAGAGACAGGGACCAUGAACGGAGGAGGGACAGAGAGGGAGAGAGAAGCAAAGAACGUGACAGGGAAGAGGAUAGAAACAAGGAUAGAGGUAUGGAGAAAGAAAGGGAUGGAGAAAGACAUCACAGAAGCCGUCACAGGGAUCGCAGUGAGGAACGAGGUGAAAGAAGAGAGCGUGUGAGGGGUGAUGAUGAUGACCACCGUCGAAGCAGAGACCGUGACUUUGGGAGGCGGAGAGAUUAUGACAGGGACAGAGGAGAUAGACGCCGUCGCCGGUCUCGUUCUCGUUCAAAGGGUAGAUCGGAGCGUAGAUCACGAUCUCCAUCGAAGAGUAAGCGGGUCAGUGGAUUCGACAAGCCACCCGCAGCUUCUGGGAUGUUAGAUACUGGUGCUGCUGUUACAGGUCAAGUUCCCGCUCCAAACCAAACUCUUCCAAACAUGUUUGCCAUGCCAACGGGACAGCCAUUUGGAGGACUCCCUAUGAUGCCAAUUCACGCAAUGACACAGCAGGCUACUAGACAUGCUCGCAGGGUCUAUGUUGGUGGUCUUUCUCCCUUGGCAAAUGAACAGUCUGUUGCAACAUUUUUUAGUCACGUUAUGGCUGCUGUUGGCGGAAACACUGCUGGUCCAGGUAUUACAUUCUUGGCAUUAUAUCAUAUUUUUCUUCUUUCCCAGGGAGCUCCAGUGAAGGUGAGGAGACCGAGUGACUAUAACCCAUCGCUAGCUGCAACACUUGGCCCAAGCCACCCCAUUCCUAAUCUAAACUUGGCCGCUGUUGGUCUGACUCCAGGGGCUUCUGGUGCGCUUGAAGGUCCAGAACGUCUUUUCGUUGGUGGACUUCCCUACCAGAUCCCUGAGCCACAAAUCAGGGAACUGUUGGAGUCUUUGGGAGCACUGAAAGGUUUUGAUCUUGUAAAAGACCGAGAAACCGGAAACUCCAAAGGAUACGCAUUCUGCGCCUAUCAAGAUCCCGCUGUUACAGACGUUGCUUGCGCUGCCCUCAACGGAAUUUCAAUGGGAGAUAAAACGCUCACGGUGAGGCGUGCUAACCAAGGAACAACUCAAAAACCCGAACAGGAGAGUGUGUUGUUGCACGCACAGCAACAGGUUGCUUUCCAGAGGAUUAUGCUACAACAGGGAACAGCGGCCACCAAAGUCGUGUGCCUGACACAAGUAGUCACCGAGGAAGAGCUUAGAGAUGAUGAGGAGUACGAAGAAAUCGUUGUGGACAUGAGAGAAGAAGGCGGAAAGUUUGGUGCGUUGACUAAAGUCGUGAUCCCUCGUCCCAGCAACAACGGUGAAGCUACUCAGGGCGUUGGCAAGGUGUUUCUUGAAUAUUCCGAGACAGAGAGCUCGAGCAGGGCAAGAAACGGGAUGAACGGUAGAAAAUUUGGAGGGAACCAAGUGGUGGCUGUUUUUUACCCUGAAGAUAAGUUUGAACAGGGAGAUUAUUCUCUUUAG